AUGAAAAACCUCUGUUUCAGAGUCAUUACCAUAGUUAUAGGUCUUUAUUUUACUGGAAUAAUGACAAAUGCAAAAAGAAAAAGUAAUAUUUUAUUCAAUUCUGAAUGCCAAUGGAAUGAAUAUGUUCUGACAAAUUGUUCUUUUACCGGAAAGCAUGAUAUACCUGUGGACAUACCACAAACAGCAGCCACUGUGGAUGUAAGUUUCAGUUUCUUUAGAGUUAUCUUACAGUUUCACAUGAAAAAAGAAGAGUGGAAAAUAAAACAUCUGGACCUCAGUAACAAUCUCAUAUCAAAAAUAACCUUAAGCCCUUUUGCAUACUUACAUGCUUUGGAAGUGUUAAACCUGAGCAACAAUGCCAUCCGCUCCCUCUCCUUGGAUCUACUCAGUCCUAAGUCCUCAUGGGUGAAACGCCACAGAAGCAGCUUCAGAAAUAGGUUUCCAUUGCUGAAGGUGCUCAUUCUUCAAAGAAAUAAACUCAGUGACACUCCCAAGGGACUGUGGAAACUGAAGUCAUUGCAGAGUUUGGAUCUGUCAUUCAAUGGGAUAUUGCAGAUAGGGUGGUCUGAUUUUCACAACUGCCUGCAACUGGAGAAUCUCUAUUUAAAGAGCAACAAGAUAUUCAGAAUUCACCCACAAGCCUUCAAGGACCUCAAAAAAUUACAGGUCAUAGACCUCAGCAACAAUGAUCUGUCCACCAUCCUACCAAUGAUGAUCAUAGCUUUAGAAUUUCCCCAUCUAGUGGUUGACUUGGCUGAUAAUCACUGGCAGUGUGAUGAUAGUGUGACAGUCUUUCAAAAUUUUAUUUCUGAAUCCUGGAGGAAAACGUGGAAUGUCAUUUGCAACAGGUGUAUAGGGAGUGAGGAGGCCAAUGGGGGUACUCCCCAGAGCAGGAUUUCCAGGGAAACCAGCCUUCCUCCCAUUCAUCUGCAUCCCGUGAAAAGCCUCAUAAGGAGCAAAGCAGAGAGGCCCCAGGGAGGAAGGCACAUGGGUGUUUCCACUCUGGGGAAGAAGGCAAGGACCAGCUCUGGUCUCAGGGAGAAGCAGAGAUGGCUGCCAAGGAGUGUUAGAAGCAGGCGCGAUGUGCAGGCUGCCGGCAGAAAGGAGGACACUCCCCAGGACCUGGCUCUGGCAGUGUGCCUGUCAGUGUUCAUCACAUUCCUUGUCGCCUUCUGCCUGGGGGCUUUCACAAGGCCUUAUGUUGACAGACUGUGGCAACGAAAGUGCCAGAACAAAAGCCCUAGCCUGGACAACGCGUGUUCAAACGAGGGCUUUUACGAUGACAUCCAAGCUGUGGGGCACACACCACACCCAGAGUCCCAUCUGCGCCAAGCAUUUCCUCAUCUAAGCCUCUACAAGAACCAGACCCCUUUCUGGGCGACACAGCCACACUCACAUGCCACCAUAAUUCCUGAUAGAACUCUGGGAAGCAGCAGGAAGGAUCCUGGCAGUCCGCAGAGCUCAGGACAGUGCGGGGACAACACCGGGACAGGAAGUGGAAAUGAUAGUGCAGUCUAUUCCAUUCUCCAGAGAUACCCACAUGCUGGUAACCAUGAACUAAUGUCAGCAACACAGGAUCACAUCCAUAGGAAUGAUGUUCUUGGAGAACGAACUUACGAAACUGUGGCCCAGGAAGAGUCUCUCAGUGCACAUUCAGUGGGCGUCUCUUCUGUAGCUGGCACGUCUCGUGCUGUCUCUGGCUCCUCUCACGCUGUCUCUGGCUCAAGCUGUUACGAUUCCAAUGAAUUAGACCCGUCCCUCUCCGGAGAAAUGACAGCUUCCCUCUGUAAAAUGCUAACACAUGCAGAAGCACAGAGGAUUGGAGACAGUAAGGAAAGAGGGGGCACUGAACAGUCACUUUGGGACUUGCAGAUGGAAUUUUCUAAGGAAAGGCAAGUGAGUUCGUCCAUUGAUUUGCUGAGCAUACAGCAGCCAAGGCUCUCGGGGGCAAGUGCUGAGGGAGCACUUUCAGCUCACCACAGCGAGGUUCCACACGGUGACCCAAGAGACACGGACCCAUCAGUCUUUCCUCCAAGAUGGGAUGGUGGCCUGGAUAUCACUCCUGCUAACAAGGAACCAGUGCAGAAAUCCACUCUUUCUGACACUUGCUGUGAGUUGGAGAGUGACUGUGACUCUGAUGAGGGGUCUCUGUUCACUCUGAGCUCCACAAGUUCAGAAGGUGCGAGGAGCAAGACUGAAGAGGCAGCACCUGACGAGGAGCCCCUGCAGGACGAGAGCUCAGGGGCAAGCAAGGACAAUGUGACGGCUAUAGACAGUCUUGAGGACAAUGUCACCUUCCAAACAAUUCCAGGGAAAUGCAAGAAUCAGGAAGAUCACUUUGAAAAAUCUCUCAUUUCCACUCCAGACUCUGGUGUGUACAAGACUCAUCUGGAAAAUGCCUCUGACACUGACAGAUCUGAGGGCCCAUCACCCUGGCCCAGGUCACUGGGGAAUAGUCCCUUAGGGGAUAAGAUUCCGGGCAUGUUUACUUACAAUUAUGACACAGCUUUUGAAUCCAAGGCAGCAGAAUGGCAUUGCUCACUUAGAGACUUAGAAUUUUCUAAUGUGGAUGUUUUACAACAAACACCACCAUAUUCUCCUGAAGUUCCCUCAGAUCCUGAUAAGGCUGCCUUCCAUGAAAGAGACUCAGACAUUUUAAAAUAAGAAACUUUCAUUAAGGAAAUAUUCACAGCUCUAAACAAUAUUCCUUUAAUGAUCAUGGCAGGGGAAAACUAAAACCUUCACAACAAGAUCCUGAAGGAGACAACAUGAAUUCCAACCAGGUGGACACUGAUGCAAAUGAGGGUUUUGUGGGCCCACUUGAGGAG
This is a messenger RNA of Mandrillus leucophaeus (drill), 2828 nucleotides long. RefSeq names its product leucine rich repeat containing 66 (gene LRRC66). Gene Ontology annotation, biological process: protein phosphorylation. Lineage: Eukaryota; Metazoa; Chordata; Mammalia; Primates; Cercopithecidae. Bases 1 to 2664 code for a protein of 887 amino acids. The transcript has 4 exons. The record is from RefSeq and is a predicted model, not a curated record. Gene Ontology annotation, molecular function: protein binding; ATP binding; protein serine/threonine kinase activity.